Thlaspi arvense is the source of this 207-nucleotide messenger RNA. The record is from the annotation of a GenBank genome assembly. Lineage: Eukaryota; Viridiplantae; Streptophyta; Magnoliopsida; Brassicales; Brassicaceae.
AUGUGGGCCAGAUUAGCUCAGAUAGAUUUGUUCGGAGACAGUGGAAUGCGAGAAGCAAGUGUAUUGAGGUACAAAGAGAAACGUCGAACUCGACUUUUUUCCAAGAAAAUUCGAUACCAAGUUCGCAAACUCAACGCAGAUCAACGUCCUCGAAUGAAGAAAGAGUAUCCACCAAGAUGGAACAAAGCUUUCUGUGUUCAUCUAUAA